AUGAUAGUUCGAGUUGGUGCCCGGCUCAAUUUUACUGAUGAUAACAGUGCUAAUUCCAGGGCAGAUGCUAUUCAGAGGAAUUAUGGUGGAUCAUGUGUGCAGAUGAGGCUGUCGUUCAGCUCUCUGGCUCCAUUGUUCUUGUACUUCAUCCAAUGGUUGGACUACGGCUGCUGUUAUGCCCUUCCCAGCUAUUUAGGACUAUUUCACAUUCUCACAUGCAAGGUUUAUGCUGAUGGAGAUAGCUCAGUGUCGACAUAUGAAAGGCGGGCAAGCCUUAGGGAAUUCUAUGCAAUUAUCUAUCCGAUUCUGCAACAGCUUGAGAGUAGUUUGAUCGAGAGGGACCUGAAAGGGAAGGGCCGAUGCAAGGAUAUAGUGAGUAGGAGGAGGAUGGAGGAUUGGAAACAGGUUUCUAGUAGGGAUGUGGAAAGGGAGGAUGAAUGCAGGAUCUGCAUGGAGGCAUGCACCAAGAUGGUCCUGCCUAAUUGCAGUCAUGCAAUGUGCAUAAAGUGCUAUAGGUACUGGUAA
Zea mays is the source of this 525-nucleotide messenger RNA. Its product is annotated as RING/U-box superfamily protein. Gene Ontology annotation, molecular function: ubiquitin protein ligase activity. Gene Ontology annotation, biological process: protein ubiquitination. The transcript has 4 exons. Bases 1 to 525 code for a protein of 174 amino acids. The record is from RefSeq and is a predicted model, not a curated record. Lineage: Eukaryota; Viridiplantae; Streptophyta; Magnoliopsida; Poales; Poaceae.